Molecule: messenger RNA, 1017 nt
Organism: Centruroides sculpturatus (bark scorpion)
Lineage: Eukaryota; Metazoa; Arthropoda; Arachnida; Scorpiones; Buthidae
Product: tigger transposable element-derived protein 1-like
Exons: 3
Coding region: 1-1017 (338 amino acids)
Cellular component (GO): nucleus
Molecular function (GO): DNA binding
Source: RefSeq, a predicted model, not a curated record
AUGAAAGAGUCAGAGCCAUCAACUUCCACUUCCCACGCUGGUAAAGAAUUUUCAGCUAGCAAAGGAUGGCUAACCGGGUUUUUAAAAAGAAAUGCACUUCAUAAUAUCAAGAUUACAGAGAAGGCUGCAUCAGCAGAUAAAGGAGCAGAAAAAAAAUUUCCACAGGAGCGAGCGAAAAUUAGUGAAGAUGGGGGCUAUUGUGCCGAUCAAUUAGAACAUCCAAAUGUUCAAGUAGUAUUUCUUCUGCCCAAUAAAACAAGCCUUAUUCAGCCAUUAGAUCAAGGCAUAAUUGCAACUUUUAAAAAAUAUUACAUUAAGCGAACUUACCAAUUCAUCUUGAGUAAACUAGAAAAUGAGUCCUUAACAGUGAAAGACGUGUGGAAGCAAUUUCCUAUUUUUGAUUGUUUGAUUAAUGUUGCAUCUGCUUCCGCUGAAAUAAGACCAACAACUUUAAAUGCCUGUUGGAAAAAGGUUUGGCCAGCAUGUGAAACAAGCAAUACAACCAUUCAAACAUCAAUACUAUCAGAUAAAAUAAUUACUUUGGCACAUGAAAUUGGCAAAGAUGGUUUUAAUACCUUCAGCCAUGAUGAUAUAGAUGAAUUGCUUGUGAAUGAUGCCUUAAGUGACAAUGAUAUUAUUGAUCUAACAUUAAAUGUCAUUGUAGGUCUAGAAGGUGAUAAUGAUGAGGGAAAAAAACAAACCCCCCUCACUGCAAAAUUAAUUGGACAAAAACUUGAACUUUGCAGUAAAUUAGAAAAUCAUUUUCUUAUUAAUGACCCCAAUUCUGAACGAGCCUUUAAAUUACAACAAGAGCUGCAGAACUGCAUGUCUGAAUAUCGUGAGCUACAUAAAAAAUUAGUAGAAUCAUCAUCACAAAGUUUAAUUACUGAUUACAUUGUCAGAAAAGAAAGAGCUACACAGAACGAGAAUAAAAAGACAGUCUCUUCUGAUGAUGAAAGUGAUUUGGAACCACUUCGCAAACGGUGCAAACCAUUAUCAGAUAGCGAUAAUGAUUAA